This is a messenger RNA of Nerophis ophidion (straightnose pipefish), 4605 nucleotides long. It is a transcript of the gene zhx3a, whose product is annotated as zinc fingers and homeoboxes 3a. Gene Ontology annotation, cellular component: nucleus. Gene Ontology annotation, biological process: regulation of transcription by RNA polymerase II. The coding region runs from base 404 to 3085 and encodes 893 amino acids. The transcript is spliced from 4 exons. Gene Ontology annotation, molecular function: DNA-binding transcription factor activity, RNA polymerase II-specific; DNA binding. The record is from RefSeq and is a predicted model, not a curated record. Lineage: Eukaryota; Metazoa; Chordata; Actinopteri; Syngnathiformes; Syngnathidae.
UUUUUUUUUUUUUUUUUGGAGCUGCCUCGUCCUGCAUGGCGGACAGUAGUUGUCGAGCAGCUCAUGUCAUGUAAUGUACCUUGCCGUGGUCACUGACGGGUUCACGCCAGUUCACCGGGUUCACUUGAGGAGAGCCCCCACCCCUCCUGCUCGCCUCUUCUGCUCAACGCUCGGCCGACCGGAGCUCAUCCGAUAUUAUUCAUUUAUAUAUAUUCAUGUCGGAGUCCAUUUGGCCGCGUUGAGGUUCCCAGGGAGCUUUUUGAGUUGGACAAGGGUCCUCCAGCAGCAGAAGGCAUGAAGCAACAUUGUGGCUGAUCCAUGACACUAAACUCCACUCGCCCUCUGCUCUCAUCAAACCGGACAAUCAAUCACUGUCUCAAUCCCAUCGCCACAAAGCUGCACAAUGGCCAGCAAGAGGAAAUCCACCGUGCCCUGCAUGAUACCAUCCAAAUCCAAACAUGUGCGCGAGGAAAUCAUACUGGGCUCGCUGCCAGAACUCCUACCAACAAUCCCAGAAGACGGCAUACUCAGCAUCUCUGGAGUAGAGUCUGGCCAUGUCUUUCACAGCUUAUCCAAAUCUGAAUGUGGUAGCGAGGUGCAAAAAGGAGGUACAUAUAGCUGUCCACCAUGCUUUUUCGAGUCCAGAGAUUUAAACUAUUUUUUGGAUCACAUGCACAACUGCCACUUAGACUUCAGGGCUCAGCCCACUUUCUACUGCCUGAACUGUGGGGUCUCGGUUGUUCGCUUUGAGGCCCUGGCUCUGCAUAAUGCUAACACUCAUCCUAAGAUCAUGGACGGAUUGAUGACCGCCUCCCUAAGUGUCAACAAGAGGGAUGGGGUCACAACGGUGGAGCAAAGCCUCUUUACGGACAAUGAAGACGACUACAGAGAAUCUGGAAUAUCCCUCAGCAAAACCCCUAUUGCAAAGAUGAUGAAAGCCAAGGGAGAGCACAAAAAGAUUGUAGUAUCUCACACUGUGGAAGUAUUGAAGAAAGCCAGCGGGAUUGAUGUGGACCCCAACAUGCUGACAAAUGUGCCUGAACUCCAAAACGGGGCUCUCAGUAUUCCUGGUGCCCAAGCUAUGCCGAGAUCAACUGUUAGUCACAUGAUUGCGACAACAGUGUCCAACCCAGUUUUUCACCAGCACACUCCCUCCCUGUACUCUUCCCCUUCCUCUGAUUCCAAUAAAGACUUUCCAAAGGUGAUGAUCCCUCUUAGCAGCAUCCCCACCUACGAUGCCGCCAUGGAUACCAGCAGCUUUCUUAAGACAUCCUUUGGCAAGUUUCCCUACCCGACCAAAGCUGAGCUCUGCUACCUGACGGUGGUGUCAGAGUUUCCUGAAGAACAAAUCAAACUGUGGUUUACCGCCCAAAGACUCAAGCAGGGCAUAAGCUGGUCUCCGGAAGAAAUAGAAGAGGCCCGGCGGAAGAUGUUUAACACCGUGUUCCAGGGUGGAGCACCGCAAAAGCAACCUGCCCCCCAGCGUCAUGUCAAUCACUUUGUUACUCACCACACAAUCACAGCUUCUCAAGGUUCAAAAGGACCAAACUUUAACAUGGCCAAAGUCACUUAUGGCGGCAUAAGAAACAAACCUGUCAUAGCCAAGCAGGCCAGCAUGUCGACUAAUCCUAACGUCACAAGGGUCUCGUACUCUACUCCGAUACUCCCUCAGAAGGUCCCAUCUGUAUUCCGAACAACACAGCUACUGACCAGGAGUAUUCAAGCCCCUGCAGAUCCCGACAAGAGCAACGGCCUGGAUGUGGCGGUAGCUGGAAAUAAUCGCAGCAGCAGUAGCAGCAGCACUUGCAGCAGUAGCAGCAGCAUCACCAGUUAUUCCAGCAGCAGUAACGGUGGCGAGAAUGUCAAAUGGAAAACGGUGAAUAGCGGAAUCCCGACCAACGGCGUCAACAGCUUUGCUGCCUUCUGCGCCGACAUUAGCAAUAACAAUUUGCACUGUGUUGCCACCGCCAAUGACAAACACAACAAUUUACAGACGGGACUGGAGAACAGCCACGCCGUCACAAAUAACACCAGCAAUGUAAAUGUCUCCUACAACAAUCAUAACAGCGUCACUCCUCAAGAGCAGGCCGAAACCUUAGGGAAGGAUCAGCAGCGCAACAUUCACAACAGCAGCAGUAUUACCGUAGAACACCCCGCCUUGAAAGACAGUGUUCCCCACCUGAACCACGCCAGCACUUCCCCCACUCAAAGCACCAGCACCACCGUCAUCACAAAAACGAGUUCAUCAGUGAUGGAUGAGGGCAAACGCAACAAGGAGUUUAGCAUAAAAGGCAUGUCAAUCUUGCAGCAACUCAUCAAGGAAGACGACCUUUUUACUGGCAACAGAAGCUGCUCGGAGCUGAAAAUUGAACCCAUCAAGAUCAACUUCAAGAGGAUGAAAAUGAAUGAAAGUGAGAGCACAUCUGAGAUUGCACAUCAAGAACACAAAUCAGAGAUAGCCGAAGGGUCCUUCUCACCCCCCUGGGCCAACAAGAGCCCCCAGCAGCUGCGCGUCCUUCGUCAGACUUUCUCCGGCACACGCUGGCCCAACAGUCAGCAAUACGAGGAGUUAAGCGUCCAGACGGGCCUUCCCAAGUCCGAGGUGGUGCGCUGGUUCAGUGACAGCCGGCACAGCCACAAGAACGGACAGCUAAAGUGGCUGGAGACCUACCUGCAACCCCCAGUGCAGGCAGAGGAAGCCAAAGUUCAGGGAGAGGCCGAAGCCAGUACACCGGCUGCCAAAAAGAAACUUCUUGAGCAAGACGUGAACAAAGCCCUCGAAGGAGACGCAGGACUAAACACUGGCCAGCGGGUUCUGUGGCAGAGUUCAAACUCACCGCUGCGGGGUCUGAUGGGGUCAGAGGGGAGCAUCGAGCUAAUCAAAGCUGAGACCGCCGCACAGCCGGGAGUCUUUAAGGACCCCUGGCCAGAGAGAGUAGAGGACCACCACCAGCAGCUACCUGCCAGUCAGCCACUCAUCGAACAACCCAAUGAUGCCAAUAACACCAGGAUCCUAAAUGGCUGUCUAAGUGAACCAACUUGUUUGAGUAUGUCCUCAGCCAUCUACUUUCCAGGGACCGCCUGAGGAUGGAGCUGCUGGAGGUGUGAUGAAGCCCACCCAAACACGCGGAACAAGGCUGGAAAAUGACAAAAAAAAAAAAAAAAAAAAGAAGAAGAAGAGUGUUUGUAAUGACAGCAAAUGUGAUUGUAGCUGGACCGUAAGACUCUGACUGUAACUGUGAAUACCCCCCACCUCCCCCCCGUGCCCCCCCCCUUUCUCUUCCUCUUCCAUCUGCCAUCACUUCCUCCCGUCGUCUGAAGAAAGAACUUCUCACCUUCUCGAGUCCUGUGAUGUUUCAGCCUUUCAUGCUUCUUCGUGGUGGUGUGGGGAGGGUGCACAAAGAGGUCAGUACGAGGGAUCAAAGAACGAGAAAGACGCACACCGACUGGAAAACUGACUUGAAUGAACGCAACUAGGAUAGGACGAGGCCGGGAGAUAAUGUCUUGGGGUCAGCGUGGGAAAUAUAUAUAUUAUAUACUUAUAUAAUAUAUAUUGAUGAAAACUGCACUAUAAAGGGGGUUUGUACUGACUGGAUGGACAAAAGAUGUGUCAAAGAAAUGUUAUUGUUGGCUUUGUGAUAUUAUUUUUUACUUUUUUAGCAACUUCAGCACUGCCUUGAAUUUGACUUUUUUUUUUUCUUCUUCUUCUCUCUCUCUCUUCGCUUUUUUCAAUUCUAUUUACUCCGCUAUAGUCACUGUAUGUCCAGGCGCAAACCGUUUUAUUUACACCUGUAUCAAUGUUGGUGAUCACUUUGUGGUUCGGCUACACGCAAACGAGACGAUGUUCAAUGCACUAAUGAAAAAUCAGCCGGCCCCGGCCGCAAAGAUAUUGAUAUCCUUUGCCCGGGAUGGAUGACACUACAAUGCCCUGCUAAACAGAGACUAGCCUGUCACGCUAACGUUGCCUUACUCCGCUCUGUCCAUUUGUUCAUAUAUGACCCGUCUGUCCGUCAUCUCGCUUUGCAGCUGCUGCGCUGUCCGUAAAGUUCCACCCAACUUCAAAAAAGAAAAAAAAGUGCAUCAAGGAUUGCUGUCGGUCUGUGAAAUAAUCAUGUGCUGCUUUGGAGAUGUUUCAUUGGAACUGUAAUGAUGUAUCAAAUAUGGUGACUGGCCGAGGUAAAUUAUCAAUUGGAGACUUUGACACCGAGUGUCGUGCUAGCUAGAGAGCCAAAUCAGGAGAAAUUGUCCGAUUUUCUAUGGAACCCGGAGAAACAAGAGUCACUACGUGGAGAUUAUGAAGCUGCAUCCUUGUCAAGCUGCUACCAAGCUAAGAACGGUGCUAUACCAUCCAAAGUGAAAUUGGAGGUUCAUCUCCUACCAGCAGAGUAUGCACUUGUGUGGAAUGUUACACCUUUAUUUUGCUUGGACAUCAGUGGAAUCUGGACUUACGGUGGUGUAAUGAUCACUUUCACACAGAAAAAAAUAAAUAAAAAACAACAAAAAAAAACUUUUAUGAAAUAGCCUGAUCAUAAAGCACUGUUGUAUCAUCCUUUCUACACUUUCUCUGAAACUUUACAGAAUAAAGCGAAUACUCACCAAUCAGAA